Messenger RNA from Priceomyces carsonii, 2325 nucleotides. RefSeq names its product 3-isopropylmalate dehydratase (gene LEU1). Gene Ontology annotation, molecular function: 4 iron, 4 sulfur cluster binding; 3-isopropylmalate dehydratase activity. The record is from RefSeq and is a predicted model, not a curated record. The transcript has a single exon. NCBI's taxonomy places the organism in Eukaryota, Fungi, Ascomycota, Pichiomycetes, Serinales, Debaryomycetaceae. Gene Ontology annotation, cellular component: 3-isopropylmalate dehydratase complex. Gene Ontology annotation, biological process: L-leucine biosynthetic process. The coding region runs from base 1 to 2325 and encodes 774 amino acids.
AUGAGCGGUACACCGAAGACUUUAUAUGACAAGGUGUUUGAGGACCACGUAGUCCACAAUGAUGAGUCAGGAUCAUGCUUGUUAUAUAUUGACAGGCAUUUGGUACAUGAAGUGACUUCGCCGCAAGCAUUCGAAGGUUUAAAAAAUGCUGACAGAAAGGUGCGGAGAACAGACUGUACUUUAGCUACAGUAGAUCACAACAUUCCUACCGUAUCUAGAGCCAACUUUAAAGAUAUUGAUUCGUUCAUCGAACAAGAAGAUUCGAAAUCUCAGGUGAAGACAUUAGAACAAAAUGUAAAAGAUUUUGGAAUAACAUAUUUUGGUAUGACUGAUAGCCGACAAGGUAUUGUGCAUAUUGUUGGACCUGAACAAGGAUUUACCUUACCUGGAAGUACUGUUGUUUGUGGUGACUCUCAUACCUCCACACAUGGAGCUUUUGGAGCGUUAGCUUUUGGUAUUGGAACUUCGGAGGUUGAACAUGUCUUAGCUACUCAAACUGUUAUACAAGCCAAAUCAAAAAAUAUGAGGGUGCUUAUAGAUGGCGAUUUAGCUCCCGGUAUUACAUCUAAGGAUCUUAUUUUACACACCAUCGGUGUUAUAGGGACUGCUGGUGGUACUGGUUGCGUUAUUGAAUUUGCUGGUAAAGCCAUAGAGAACUUAUCUAUGGAAGCUAGGAUGUCUAUUUGCAAUAUGUCAAUUGAGGCUGGAGCUCGUGCAGGUAUGAUCAAGCCGGAUGAGACGACUUUCAAAUAUUUGAAAGGAAGACCUUUGGCUCCAAAGGGUUCGCAGUGGGAUAAAGCUAUUGCAUAUUGGAAGACCUUACACUCAGAUGAAGGUGCUCAUUUUGAUAUCGAUGUCAAAAUUGAUGCGGCUGACAUUGCACCAACUAUAACUUGGGGAAAUUCUCCACAAGAUGCAUUGCCAAUCACUGCUUCAGUUCCAGAUCCUGCAAAGGUCUCAGAUCCUGAGAGAAAAUCUGGAAUUGAAAGAGCCUUGAAAUAUCAAGGAUUGUCGCCAAACACACCCCUUGAGGAUAUAAAAAUUGAUAAAGCAUUUAUUGGAUCUUGUACGAAUUCUCGUAUUGAGGAUUUAAGGGCUGCUGCGAAGGUCGCCAAGGGUCAUAAGAAGGCUGAUAAUGUUAAACUUGUCUUAGUCGUUCCAGGUUCAGGUUUAAUUAAGCAGCAGGCUGAGAAAGAGGGUUUAGACAAAAUAUUUGAAAGUGCAGGUUUCUCUUGGAGAGAAGCUGGUUGUUCAAUGUGUUUAGGUAUGAAUCCAGAUAUUUUGGAUCCAGAAGAAAGGUGUGCCUCGACUUCAAAUAGGAAUUUUGAGGGUCGUCAAGGGGCUCUCUCGAGGACUCAUUUAAUGUCCCCUGCUAUGGCUGCCGCUGCUGCCAUUAAGGGACAUUUCACUGAUAUUCGUGAAUAUGAUUAUGACAAUUCUGAUGAACCUGCUGUUACCAUUGGAUCUGAGCUCGAGGACAAAGCUCUUCAGGAUGCUGUUUAUGAACACGAAAAAGAGCCAGUCGAAGAAACCGCAGCAGAAGAGUUAGACAGAUUAUAUGAUAUUCCUAAUGAUGAGCCCGAAGCCAAAAAGACAAAGAUUGACACGGCCGAUUCUUCCGCUUUAGAUGCUUUGACGGUUGUUACUUCUAUUGCUGCACCAUUGGAUAAAGCUAAUGUUGAUACUGAUGCAAUUAUUCCAAAACAAUUUUUGAAGACGAUUAAACGUACGGGUUUAAAGAAGGGACUUUUUUAUGAAUGGAGGUUUAAGAAAGAUGCAAAGACCCAUAAAGAUGUUGAAACAGAUUUCGUUUUGAACGUUGAACCAUACAAUAAGUCACAAAUCUUGGUCGUCAGUGGUAAUAACUUUGGAUGUGGCUCUUCUAGAGAACAUGCUCCUUGGGCUUUGAAGGAUUUUGGGAUUAAAUGUAUGAUUGCUCCAUCAUUCGGUGAUAUUUUCUAUAAUAAUUCUUUCAAAAACUUUUUGCUCCCCAUAAGACUUCCUCAAGAGAUUAUAAAAGAGAAACUUUAUCCUCUUGCUGUAAGCGCCAUUCCAAUGACUGUCGACUUACCCAAUCAGCAGAUCAAGAAUGCUCAAACCGGUGAAGUCAUUAUCGACCAUUUUGAAAUUGAAGAAUUCAGAAAACACUGUUUAGUAAAUGGUUUUGAUGAUAUUGGUUUGACAUUGCAAAAGGAAGAAUAUAUCAAAAAGUAUGAAGCUAUCAGAAGGGAUAAGUUUUCAUUUAUGGAAGGUGGGUCAAAAUUAAUAAAGCCUAUUAAAGGAUCAAAGAAAUCAGUCUUCGGAGUCAAAGCUCAGGAAUGGUAA